GAGAGAUUCUGUGGUGUCCCAGAUUUUGACAGGAGUUGUGCAUUUUUUUACAUACUUGCUGAGGCUGUCCAAUAUAUAUAUACAUAUUUGCAGAUCCAACACACAGGUCUCAAACAGUCAGAGAUUAGUUACUUUUUGCUAUGCAAUAUGCCUCUUAGACAAACACAUUGAAUGAAUCGAAUAUGAGCAUACAUAUUUUUGUGAAACUGCUGUAAUGGAAAUUAAUGUACAACAGAGGUCAUCAGAAUGGUUUGAGUUGAGAAAAUCUGUUGAGCUGACAGCAUCAAACUUUGGUGAAGCUUUGGGUGUUGGGCGAGGUAAACCAUAUGACUUUCUUGUUUAUUACCUCACAGAAGAAGAGGAAGAAGAGACAUCUAGUUCAGCUCAACAUGGUAUCAACAUGGAAGUUAUCAUUAGUGAAAUGUACCAGAUUUUAACAGGAAACCAGACAAGGGAAACUGGAUUAUGGAUACCAGUUAAGGGAGAUGACCUAGAAGGUUUAGUUGGAGUAUCUCCCGAUGCAGUUAUUUUGGAUAAUGCUAGGAAACCAGUUGGUCUAUGUGAAUUUAAAGCACCUGUCUUCUCACUGUAUGGACAAAAUGCUCCACAUGGCAUACCUAGACAUUAUAUGGCCCAAAUACAAGGUCAGAUGGGUGUUUCUAAAUUACCUUGGUGUGAUUUUCUAGCUGUCUGUGUGAGAACCAAAAGUCUUAUAUUAAAACGGGUGCAUUAUUGUCAAGAUUACUGGGGUAAUGCUUCAAAAAUGCUGAAAGAAUUUUGUCUUGCAAUAAAGGAAGCCAGGCAGAAUGGAGGCAAUGUAGAAAAGCUUAACAAUGAGUUCAUCAACCAGCUGAAACAAAAAGGAACAAACUACUCUAAAUUUCUGAGUGGAGAAUCCAGUAUACGUGUGGAAAACCUGCUUAAAGUAAAUACCAUUAACAAAACCUUCGCUGGACCUUCAGAUGUUUGGUUUACAUUUGAUUGUUUGAUGGGUAAUCACAUAGACUUCCCUCCUGCUACAAGAGACUUUAUAGAUCACAGAAUUAAAGAAAUUGACAGGGAGAUUAGGUUUAAAGAUCAAUAAUUUGAGACAUAGGUUAUUUCAUGUAUUGACUACAGAAAUUUUAGACUUUCCGUUAUAGAAUUGUCCUAUGGCAGCUUGAGUUAUAUCUAGAUCUGUUAUUAUGAUUUUUUUAGCAAAUGAAUUACUUAAGAGAUAUGACCUGAUUAGUUAGUUCUUAAAUCAUUUGUAAUUUAUGAAAAUGGCUUUGUAACAGGGGAAUGUUUUAUACCAGUAAAGGUAUUUAGAUAGUUAACUCUUUCAAAUAUUAUAUGAUAUUUUUGUACAAAUGUAUUACUAUUUUAUGGGAAUAUUACAGAAAAUAUACUUGUGUACAAAGAAUAUUGAAAUGAUGCUUACAUGCUUGCUAGCUAGGUGAACCAUAAAAUCAAUAAAACCUUUGUUUACUACCAAGUGGAAGAAGAGCAAAAGUUAAUGCUAGCCAAUCAAAUUAUGAGACAGGUAUAAGUAAGAAGGUGACUGAAAAACCAGGCAAAAAGAUGCAACUUUAGUCAUGAAGUACCAGUUUUCAUACAAUUUGAAUGAUAAAAACCAUGAAAGUGAAGUAAUUAUUUAUGAACAUACUUGUUUUUGUAUGGGAUGGAGUUAAAGAAAGGAAAGAGAAAGCACUAGAGAUAAUAAUACCUUGCAAUAAUAUUAAUAUACUGCUUAUUCAUGGCAUUAUCUAUUGAUUUCUUAUCCUCACAUUCGGGAAGAAUUGAUUCAAAUGUAUAGAAAAAACCCGUUAAAAUAGGAAAAAGGAACUUUUCACAUUAAAAUGUUUCGUGACAAUUCUACUUUUUGUAAACAAACCAUUUAUGGGUACAUUAAUUCUAAACAGGAAGUAAGAUUUAAUUGAGAAGUUUCCAUUUCAGAACAGUAUAAUUUGAUUAAUAUACUUGUUGUAUUGUACAAAAGUUUUGGCAAAUGAAAUCACAUUGGGUAGAGUAAAUUCCAGUGUCAAACUGGUUCAACCAAGAAGAAUAAAAAGUUGGCAACUGUAGCCUUAUUUAGACUAUUUCUGGGUGUUUGAAGGUACCUAGUAAUUAUAUAAUCAAAAAUGGUCAUAAAAUGUGAUCACAUGAUAAUCAAAAAUACCAUUCUACUCUUGUGAUUAAAUUUUGUUAGUGAAAACUGCUUUGAUGCUGCAUAAUGAAAUACUGUUAAUUCAGAAAUUAUUGUGAGGUUUUUAUUAAUGCAAAUAUAUGUGACCUGGUGAUUAUUGCAAUAAUAAGAACUCUCAUUCUGAUAUCUGUUUGCAGAUUUUCCUGAAAUUGCAAUAUACAUGUAUAAUUAAUCUCACAUUUUUGUCUACAUGUAUAUUCUUCAAAAAUUGCAAUAAUAAAUUCAUGCAAUAAUUUCUGAAUUUACAGUCACUAUUGCAUUUUUGAGUUGUUAUAUGUAUUCUUACAUUCAUUCUUAUAGCGACCAAUUACAAUUGUAAUAAAAAAACUCAUUAGAGGCCUUAUUAUUGGUAACUAUAUAAGGUUCAUUAAAUUGUAACUGAUGACAAAUGCCAGAUCAUUUUUUAAAAAGAAAUUGGUUUCUGAACUAAGUAGUAUUGUACAGCCUUGCCUUCCAUUCUUGUGAUGUAACCUUUAUUUCCAUCAAUUUUUGUUGUUACGGCAAAGUUUACAUACUUAGGUUACAGUUCAGUCUUUUACAACCAGCAAAAUAUAUGCAUUUUUUUUCAAUUUAAAUUGUAAUUUCCUCACAAAUUUGUCAACCCAAUAUUUGUUUGAAUGAUAUGUUUAAUAAUUUAAUUCUGAUAACAUUGUGGUUUUAAUGAUAUGAAGUAGCUGGAGGUUAUCAUAUAUUUUUUACUGUUUAAACCGUUAAUUUGAAAUGAAUUUUACUAUUUAUUUGAUGUUUACAGUUAUUGUACAUGUUGUAAAGUAUGAAUGAUGUAUGAGUUAUAAUGAAAAACUAGAUGUCUGCAGAGUCACCACAAUAGGCUUAGUUUUUACCGCUUUUUUUCAUUCUGUAGAUGUUGAGAUUUAUUGAUUUCUGCAAAUAAACAAAUCUGUUGACUUAAUUUUAUUUUCAUAUUUUUAAAACUGAAAUAUAUAUACAGCAAUCAUUUUUGAAAAUAAUUCUGUGACAGAUUUUUGAGAAAUUGCAAAUAAAAGUGAAAAUGCAUAUUUUUUGCUCCUUUUAGGUACACAUGCCUCUCUAUAUUUGUUAUUAUUAGCAGUGAUUAAAUCAUACAUGAUAUCAAAUGCUUUCACUUAUUUCAUCAGGUCAUUGUGUCUUUCUAUGACUUAUAGUUUAUUAUCAAAUCAAAUGAACUAUUUUUUUAAUUGAGAAACAAGCUUAAUAUGAUAAUAUCCUAUAGUUUUUUAAUCUUGAAAAAGCUCAGCAAAGUUCAGAACGUAUUUAAGACGAUUCAUACAUAUUUCCUGGGAAGUUUUGAAUAUAUAAUACAUUAUUAUAUCCAAAGAUAAUAUGUGUUUUUAGCUCCACUUUAUAUGCACAUGAUUUCAUAAAUUAGUGAUAAAUUUGAUUUUUCAUUAUUUAAUUCUGUAUCUGAAUGAAUUGAUUUUGAAACCUUGGAUCAUGUGGAUAAAAUGGAAAAUAUUUAUUUAUCAGUCCCAACUUAUUAUUCUAAUAUAAAACACUCAAUGUAUUAAUAGUUAAAUUAUAUUUACAUGUACUUUACAACAACUUUUAUUCUGACUUUGAUAAAAAAAAAAUGCUUUCAGUUAAAAUGUUUUCAUUAGUGCUUUUAAAUUUCUUUUAGUUAAGUUUUGAAUAACUUACUUGUUGCUUAUUGUUUAUUUAUUAUAAUUUUGUAUCUUUGAUGACCUUAAAACCAGUUUGUCCUGAGGCUAAUCCAAUGUGGAGUAGCUAUUUUGAAGAAUUAAAAACAGAUAUAAUAUA
Messenger RNA from Mytilus californianus (California mussel), 3940 nucleotides. RefSeq lists its product as uncharacterized. The coding region runs from base 215 to 1084 and encodes 289 amino acids. The record is from RefSeq and is a predicted model, not a curated record. Lineage: Eukaryota; Metazoa; Mollusca; Bivalvia; Mytilida; Mytilidae. The transcript has 3 exons.